Molecule: messenger RNA, 1842 nt
Organism: Camelus dromedarius (Arabian camel)
Lineage: Eukaryota; Metazoa; Chordata; Mammalia; Artiodactyla; Camelidae
Gene: YIPF1
Product: Yip1 domain family member 1
Exons: 12
Coding region: 337-1257 (306 amino acids)
Biological process (GO): vesicle-mediated transport
Cellular component (GO): membrane; Golgi apparatus
Molecular function (GO): small GTPase binding
Source: RefSeq, a predicted model, not a curated record
CGGGGCUCUGCCCGGAGGAGGUGGUGAAGUUCUGCCCCCCGGAUCUCCGGUUUCCGGCAACUCGUCCGGACCAGAACCUGCGUGGAGAACCUGAGGCCCGAGGCCUCCCGGGACCGGACCGACUGGACGCCGAGCCCCCGCGAGAUAAGGAAACUGAGGCCCUGAGGAGCUCAUAGGCACACAGCGAGAAGCAGCAGAAUCGGGAGUCACACCCAGGCUACAUUUGGUCCUUAAACAGUCGCACAGUGAGUGAGCUUGGAUGGAACCAAUGGACACCCACCCCUCAGAUCUUUGCAAAUUUUCUUCCUGAUAAUUGGGAGAAGACCCAUUGGCUGAAUGGCAGCUGUAGAUGACUUGCAGUUUGAAGAAUUUGGUGAUGCAACCACUUCUCUAGCAGCAAACCCAGAUGCCACUACAAUAAGCAUCGAGGAUCCUGGUGAAACCCCAAAACAUCAGCCAGGACCCCCAAGAGGCUCAGGGAGAGAAGAGGAUGAUGAGUUACUAGGAAAUGAUGACUCUGACAAAACUGAGCUACUUGCUGGACAGAAGAAAAGCUCCCCUUUCUGGACGUUUGAAUACUACCAAACAUUCUUUGAUGUAGACACUUACCAGGUCUUUGACAGAAUAAAAGGGUCUCUUUUGCCAAUACCAGGAAAAAACUUUGUGAGGUUAUAUAUCCGCAGCAAUCCAGAUCUCUAUGGCCCCUUUUGGAUAUGUGCCACACUGGUCUUUGCCAUAGCAAUUAGCGGGAAUCUUUCCAACUUCUUAAUCCAUCUGGGAGAGAAGACAUACCAUUAUGUGCCCGAAUUCCGAAAAGUGUCCAUCGCAGCCACAAUCAUCUAUGCCUAUGCCUGGCUGGUUCCUCUCGCACUCUGGGGUUUCCUCGUGUGGAGAAACAGCAAAGUCAUGAACAUUGUCUCCUAUUCAUUUUUGGAGAUCGUGUGCGUCUAUGGCUAUUCACUCUUCAUUUACAUUCCCACGGCAAUACUGUGGAUCAUCCCCCAGAAAGCCGUCCGUUGGAUUCUAGUCACGAUUGCCCUGGGCAUCUCAGGCUCUGUCUUGGCAAUGACAUUUUGGCCAGCUGUUCGUGAGGACAACCGACGCAUCGCGUUGGCCACCGUUGUGACAAUUGUGUUGCUUCACAUGCUGCUUUCUGUGGGCUGCUUGGCCUACUUCUUUGAUGCACCAGAGAUGGACCACCUCCCAGCAACCACAGCUGCUCCAAACCAGACAGUUGCAGCAGCUAAGUCCCACUAAGGAAGAAAGUGAGACUUUAUAUUUUCAUCUUCUCACUGUGAGUUCUAUUUGAGGGGUUUUGGUGUGGUUCUUUUGGACAUGGGCUUCCACAACAGGGAAGCAGAGUGACCAAAGCCAGCAGGAGAAUGAUGGAAUGAAUGGUCCCAGCCCACAACAUCGGGACGGUGCCCACACUGAAGCCUAGUCACCUGUUUAACAAACAGAAGUUAAAUAUCGUUGAGUACACGUGUCCUUCAGCUGUUCUUUCUCACCUGUGCAUUGUCAUUGUGACUGUGCGCUGAUCUGGAGUGAAGUAUGGGGCAGGUGUCGGCUGCUCCAGUGCCCUGCACUCGCCUCUCACAGUCACGUGGUGUGCUUCGCUCCAGGUUCGCCCUUCAUCCCUGAAAUGGAUCUGUCCUUACUCGGAUGUCUUUUCUCUGGAGUGUGUAUGGAUUACCUAGGUGAUCCUCUGCUCCCUUUUGCAUCCUCAAGUGGCCAAACAGUGUGAACUUUGGUUGGGAUUCAUUGGGAGCCUGAAAAUGUGUCUUUGGUGAUCCGAUACUGGCCAACUGAACCUAAGGGUUGCAAAAUAAAUACCUCACAUUA